UUGACGGAAUGCCAAGUAAAGAGACAUUAAGGCUGGUGUUUGUCAAAGUUUCUUUGCAAGUUGGAUAUCCAGGUACCAAUUGGUUUUCUCACACUUGUGGUGCAACGCUAAUUUCCUCAAACUGGGUUAUGACAGCAGGCCAUUGUAUCUCCUCUGGAAGGGACUACCGUGUGGUACUGGGAGAGUAUGACAGAGAUGUUGUGGAGGGUGGAGAGCAGAUUAUAAGGCCCAGUGGUAUCUUUGUUCAUCCACAAUGGAAUAUAAACUGUGUGGCCUGUGGGAAUGAUAUCGCUUUAAUCAAGCUCGCAGAGCCUGCAGUCUUGAAUGACAAAGUUCAGGUUGCUUGUAUUCCACCUUAUGGCGAACUUCUUCCCAAUGACUUUUAUUGCUACAUUACUGGAUGGGGCCGGCUAUACACGAACGGACCACUUCCAGCAAAGCUGCAGCAAGCUUACAUACCAGUCGUUGACUACGCCCAUUGCAGUGCCCCAGACUGGUGGGGCACGACUGUGAAAGACACCAUGGUUUGUGCUGGAGGUGCCGAAAAGUCCGGAUGCAAUGGAGACUCAGGUGGACCUUUGAACUGCCAGGGUUCUGAUGGACUUUGGUAUGUCCAUGGUGUAACCAGCUUUGUGUCAGGCUAUGGAUGUAACACCUAUAAGAAACCCACAGUCUGGACUCGAGUAUCCGCCUUCACUUACUGGAUUGCUCAGACGAUGGCCAACAACUAA
Molecule: messenger RNA, 731 nt
Organism: Hypanus sabinus (Atlantic stingray)
Lineage: Eukaryota; Metazoa; Chordata; Chondrichthyes; Myliobatiformes; Dasyatidae
Product: proproteinase E-like
Exons: 7
Coding region: 9-731 (240 amino acids)
Biological process (GO): proteolysis
Molecular function (GO): serine-type endopeptidase activity
Source: RefSeq, a predicted model, not a curated record